AUGACAAUUCCUACUGAAAAUGAUCGCGAUAUUGGGAAACAAUUUCCAUUACCAGCCGAUAUAGCAUUGACAGAUUGGUCUUCCCUCAGCCUUGCAGACCCACCGAAAGUCAACGGGCAUGUCGAGUGUAGCUACGAUGCAUCGACCGGAAAAUGGAGCACUCCGGAGCUGAUUGCCAGCCCCUAUAUUCAGGUUCAUGGGCUAGCCCCUGGUCUCAACUAUGGCCAGCAGGUAUACGAAGGGCUUAAAGCAUUUCGCACGGCGGAGAAUACCCUACACAUUUUCCGUCCCGAAGCCCAUGCAGCUCGGAUGCGCCACUCGGCAAACAUGGUUUGUCUGCCUGAAGUAUCUAACGAGCUAUUUCUGGAAUGCGUGCGACUAGCUGUCGCGAGCAAUGCGGAAUUCGUUCCUCCAGCCGAUAGCGCCGGUUUUUUAUAUCUGCGACCGGUACUUUUUGGGUCCGGUGCGCAAAUUGCGCUGGCACCGUCCAACAAGACUAUAUUGGCCAUUUAUGUCAUUCCCGGAGGCGCAUACCACGGCACAGAUGCCCUUGAUGCACUCAUCAUGGAAGACUUCGACCGUUCAGCACCGCGUGGUACGGGAAGUGGCAAGUUAGGAGGCAAUUACGCGCCGGCUUGGCCGCACCAGGCACGCGCUCGUCAACGUGGAUUUGGUCUCACCCUUCAUCUAGAUAGUGAAACGCGAUCCCAAAUCGAAGAGUUCAGCACAAGUGGCUUCGUUGGCGUGGAAGGGGCAUCUAAAACAAUUUGCGUGCCAGACACACAUAAUGCUAUCCACAGCAUCACUAGCGAGUCUCUCACCAGUGUCGCAAAGCAAGAGGGGUGGGCGAUUCAGCACUGCGCGAUCCCUUUCAACACCCUUGGCCGAUUUUCUGAAGUCUUUGCGGUUGGCACAGCGGCUACUGCUGUUCCGAUACGAUCGAUUUUGCGAGAUUCCACCGGCGAACGAUUCGAGUUUGGAAAUGCAGUGCAGGGGAAAGAGAUAAUACAAAAGCUGUCGGGAAUACAGAGAGGGACCCAGCCAGAUGAGUUUAAUUGGCGUUGGAAUGUCUACCCCCUUUGA
This is a messenger RNA of Penicillium manginii, 1083 nucleotides long. RefSeq lists its product as uncharacterized. Gene Ontology annotation, molecular function: branched-chain-amino-acid:2-oxoglutarate transaminase activity. Gene Ontology annotation, biological process: branched-chain amino acid metabolic process. The record is from RefSeq and is a predicted model, not a curated record. The transcript is spliced from 3 exons. The coding region runs from base 1 to 1083 and encodes 360 amino acids. NCBI's taxonomy places the organism in Eukaryota, Fungi, Ascomycota, Eurotiomycetes, Eurotiales, Aspergillaceae.